This is a messenger RNA of Cuscuta epithymum, 1469 nucleotides long. The record is from the annotation of a GenBank genome assembly. Lineage: Eukaryota; Viridiplantae; Streptophyta; Magnoliopsida; Solanales; Convolvulaceae.
GGCGUGCUUCUCAAAAUUCGACAAUAAUGUGCCUUCAAAAAAGAAAAGAAUAAAACAAUGGUUGGAAGAUUCAUAAAGAAAUACCUGCAAACAGUCAAACAUAAUUCCACCGAUAAAUCCCACCGCACCGCUCGAUAGAAAUACAGAAAAAGCCGUAGAGUUCUAAAGAAAGUCGAGAAGAAGAUGAUCGGAUUCGAGAGACUGAGCCGCGGAAGCCACGAUGGUGAAGUGAAAGGUGAUAUAGAGGAAGGGACUUUGUACCCAGGGCUCGGCUACGGAGAGAAUCUUCUGCGAUGGGCCUUCAUCCGAAAAGUCUAUGGCAUUCUCGCCGCUCAGAUCCUUCUGACCACCCUCGUCUCCGCCGCAACUGUUUUAUACGCCCCUGUCAACGAGCUUCUGAGGACUAAUUCCGGCCUUCUCCUCUUCCUCGUUUUCCUCCCUUUCAUCUUCUUGUGGCCUCUCCACGUCUAUCAGCAGAGGCAUCCGCUGAAUUUUGUGUUCCUUGGACUUUUCACCACAUCUCUGAGUCUCACUGUUGGCAUGAGCUGUGCCAAUACAGAUGGUAGGAUUGUACUUGAGGCUCUGAUCUUGACAUCAGCUGUAGUUUCAGCUUUGACUGGGUACACUUUCUGGGCUGCUAAAAAGGGCAAGGACUUCAGCUUCAUUGGGCCAAUCUUGUUUACCAGCCUAUUUGUACUUGUUUUGACCGGCUUCAUCCAGAUGUUCUUCCCUCUUGGAUCUACAUCCAUGGCUGUCUACAGUGCCAUCAGUGCUAUAAUUUUCUGUGGCUACAUCGUGUAUGAUACAGACAACUUGAUCAAACGGUUCACAUAUGAUGAGUACAUAUGGGCAUCUGUCACUUUGUAUCUAGAUGUUCUUAACCUCUUCCUCACCAUUCUGCGGAUGCUUAAGCAAGGGGAGAACUAGAUAUGCUGCUGCUGCUGCUACUUAUUCACAUUUUGAUGCCUGGUUUCCCUUUGGUGUAAUAAUAACGUGGUGUGUAUACGUAUAUGUUGCUCUCAUUCCUUGACUUGGUUAAUAGGAUGUUGGCGUAUUGGUUCGGUGGAGUACUUGAAGUUGUAAACUCCAAUGAUAUUGUCUAAUUGUUCAUCCACAAUUCCACACAUGUCUAAAGUGCUUUGAACUCUAAUGAUCAUUUAUAAAUUUUACACAUCUUUAUUUGAAUGGUUUUUGAAUUACAAUAUUAUUAAUAUUAGUUGAAUAGAGUCGAUUUAGUGGUAAUGCCUCCAACACCGGUUACUCCCAGAAAGAGUGAUGGCAUCGCCUUUGUUGGGUUUUUGUGGUUCAGAAUUGUUCCUUUUUCUUGGAAAAGAUGUCUUUAGGGGCCGUUUACUUUUUCUUUUUUCUUUAAGUCCUGAAUGAAUUAAGACGUCUGUCUGGAUUAAGUGACACUGUGAUAUCAAACUGUUUACUAUGUGUGCUAAAUGAGAAGUCUGAAUUAUGUUAAA